GAUGCUGUUUUGUCAAGGGUUGAUCGUGCUGAUACAACAUCGUCUUGUCCAGUAGUGCACCAUGGAGAAAACCACCCCAAAACUAGUGAUAUUAUUCAGUGGAAAACGAAAGUGUGGUAAAGAUUUCCUUUCCGAAGCGUUGCUCAAGAAGCUCGGCACGGACCGCGCCCAAAUUAUCCGCAUUUCGGAACCGAUCAAGCGACACUGGGCUGAAUCGAUGGGACUCGAUCUUGCGGAGCUUCUUAGCGACAGUGCGUACAAAGAGCACUAUCGGAAGCAGAUGAUCGAAUGGAGUGAAAAUCGGCGACGGGAGGAUUACGGUGUAUUCUGUCGAGCGGCCUGUAGCACCAUUGACCGGGACAUCUGCAUCGUUAGCGAUGUCCGGCGGAGGACGGACAUAAGGUUCUUUUUGGAGACAUUCGGCCCGGAACGUCUGCGUACGGUGCGGAUCGAGACGAGCCAGGACGUUCGUGUCAGUCGAGGGUGGCGAUUCGAAUCCGGAAUUGACGACGUGCAGUCAGAAUGCGAUCUGGAUGAGUACGAUCGGUGGGAUUUGCGGCUGCUGAAUGAUGGCGUUGCCGGGGUCGAUGAAAUGUUGCAGCGGUUGUAUUCAAUUGUCGAAGGAAUAGGUUCCCCAACGUAGGGAUUCACGAGCGGAAGGUGUUUUCCAAAUACUUACCAAUUAAGAGGGCACAAAGUUAAAAGCAGCUUACACUAACUUAUUUAUUUUAAUUAUGGGUGAUAUGGUUAAAGAAACUUUCCAAUAAAAGAACAAUCGAUUUCAUUUGAAAGAGCUAUA
Messenger RNA from Anopheles coustani, 799 nucleotides. Its product is annotated as phosphomevalonate kinase. The coding region runs from base 62 to 643 and encodes 193 amino acids. The transcript has a single exon. Lineage: Eukaryota; Metazoa; Arthropoda; Insecta; Diptera; Culicidae. Gene Ontology annotation, molecular function: phosphomevalonate kinase activity. The record is from RefSeq and is a predicted model, not a curated record. Gene Ontology annotation, cellular component: cytoplasm. Gene Ontology annotation, biological process: isopentenyl diphosphate biosynthetic process, mevalonate pathway; cholesterol biosynthetic process.